AUUAGUGAUUCAAACGUCACUUUUGGUUCAUUUAAAAGACUUUUGUUGUUUGUGUUUAUCAUUGAUCGCAAUCUCAAGACAUCAACAGUUUAUAUCCAAUUAGUGAUGAAUUGAUUGAUUUAUUUUUAUAUUACACAAGAAAUGGAUGAAUUGGCCGACGAGUUAAGCAGUACUAUGAUUGAUGUCGACCAUCACAUCAACACAUCCAAUGUGCCCAACAAUGGCAACCAUGAUAUUGAUGGUCAAACAGAUGCCAUCAUGAGAUCAGUUAAGAGCCAGAAACCAGUGGCCAGAAGUGCAUCCAUUUUGAUUCGGUCUAAACUAUUGAUAUUAUCGGACUCGGAGUCAGAUGAAAGCAAUUGUGGAUCAAAUAGUAAGACUAAUCAAAUGUCUGCACGAAAGGCAAAGCGAAACAACAAAAAACAAAACCCAUUGAACUCUAAGACUUUAUACCAAAAGGAUUAUCACAACAAUGGUUAUCAAAUGUCUUUACACUCGACUUCAUAUACGGGAAAAAGGAAGAGAAGUUCAACCAUUUCGGAACCAAACCAUUCUUCCACUUCCACUAACGUCUCAAUUCAAAUGGAUUGCGAUAACGAUAUGACUGAGACUUCUUCAUUAAGCGAAACAUCCGAUGAUUAUAAUUCCGACUAUGAUUUUGAUGGCGAUGACGAACAAUCAGACUUCUAUGAAGUAAUAAAAACAAACAAAACACCUCAAAGACAACGACAUCACAAUCACUCGCAUACUUCGCGAGCCAUUGAUUUUGCGGUUCCGUCGGUUCGGAAUCCGUUCCUAACAAUGGGUUUGUCUCCGGCUUCGACUUCUUUUAAUUCAACUUUCUCUUCAGCCAACAUGUUAUGGAAACGUCGCCGAAGAAUGCAUUGACUAAAUGUCUAACUAAUUGUCUAAUUAAUGACAUAUAAUACAUAUUUUAUUUAUUUUUGUAAAUUUUGUUUUAUUUUUGCUUUUGGUUUGGAAUCUAUUCAU
Molecule: messenger RNA, 990 nt
Organism: Oppia nitens
Lineage: Eukaryota; Metazoa; Arthropoda; Arachnida; Sarcoptiformes; Oppiidae
Exons: 1
Coding region: 142-888 (248 amino acids)
Source: RefSeq, a predicted model, not a curated record